AUGGAGAUUCGCCAUGGUCGUCGUAUCGACGGGACGGUGACCGAUUCCGCGCUCAAGUCUGAACCCCCUGCAAUCGGCGUUAACAUUAUCACCGAUGCGACUGUCCGACUGGACACCGAGACACCAAGUCAAAAUACACCGACCAUUGCAGCCGACGCCGCAACAUCGUCACCGAGUAUAAAGAGCCUUGCCGGAAGAGAGGAAGCUUCACAUGAAGAAAAUGGAGUGAAAAGAGAGGCAGAAGGAACACAAGCUGCAGUAGAGGGACCGCCUGAGCAACAUGUGCCAGCGCGUAGCAAGAUCACCAUCGCGCUGAUCAUGUUCUCACUCUGUGUAGCGGUGUUGUUGGUUGCCUUGGACAUCACCAUCAUUACCACUGCGCUGCCAACCAUCGCCACCGAGCUCAACAGCGCAUCAGGAUACACCUGGGUCGGCUCUGCCUACCUCAUUGCCCAGUCGGCUGCGACGCCCAUAUGGGGCAAGGUGUCAGACAUAUUCGGGCGAAAACCCAUCUUGCUCGUCACCAAUGCCAUCUUCUUCGUCGGCUCGCUGAUUGCUGGUGUCGCGGUGAACAUGGACAUGCUGAUCGUGGCGCGAGUGAUUCAGGGUAUAGGGGGCGGAGGUCUCGCUACGCUGGUGAAUAUUGCCAUCUCUGAUCUCUUCUCCGUACGCGAUCGAGGAGCCUACUAUGGCAUGGUGGGUGGCAUAUGGGCCGUGGCUUCGUCUCUCGGUCCCGUCGUGGGCGGUCUACUCACCCAGAGGGUGUCGUGGCGGUGGUGUUUUUACAUCAAUCUACCUUUUGAUGGCGUCGCCUUUCUCAUCAUCGUCUUCUUCCUGGAUGUCAAGACACCCAAGACGCCACUACGACAGGGACUCAAGGCUGUGGACUGGCUUGGCUCACUGGCCAUGGUUGGCGGCGUCAUCAUGUUCCUGCUAGGUCUGGAGUUUGGAGGUGUUUCCUACCCAUGGGACUCUGCCGUGGUACUCUGUCUGAUCAUCUUUGGAGUGGUCGUCAUUGGCAUCUUCUUCUUGAUCGAAUGGCGGGUUGCCCCUUACCCACUGAUGCCUCUCGACCUCUUCUCCAAAAGGUCGAACCUCGCCGCUCUCGCAACCUGCUUCAUCCAUGGGUUUGUCUCCAUCGCCGCCAGCUACUUUCUACCGCUUUACUUCCAGGCUGUGCUCGGCGCGUCGCCAAUCAUGUCUGGUGUCUACUUGCUUCCACAAGCGCUCGCGCUAUCCGCGCUAUCCGCCUUCACCGGUGUCUUUAUCAAGAAGACCGGGCAAUACCUCCCGCUGAUAUGGUCCGGCAUGGUCGUCAUGACACUUGGAUUUGGCCUCCUUAUCGAUUAUGAUGUUAACCUAUCAUGGCCCAAAAUCAUCCUGUACCAGAUCAUUGUCGGUAUAGGAGUCGGCCCAAACUUUCAAAGCCCGCUCAUCGCCUUGCAAUCACUCGUUUCCAUACACCAACAUUUUUUCUCCUUAGAAACGCGACAUCGCGACUGCUACCUCGACCUUUGGCUUCACGCGCAACCUCGGCUCCGCCAUCUCCGUCGUCGUCGGCUCCGUCGUCUUCAACAACCAAAUGGCCUCCAAGCAAGCCGAGCUCGCCGCGAGUCUAGGUCCCGACACAGCCUCGUCCUUUCCGGCGCCAGCGUGGGCCUCAUCCGAGCCCUGCCCGCUGCCCAAAAAGCGGUGGCGCGCAAAGCGUUUGCAGACUCGCUCAGCACCAUGUGGAUCAUGUACGUCUGCUUUUCCUUUCUGGGCCUGCUCGUCUCGCUCGCCAUUACGCGGAAUCGGCUCGAGAAGACGCAUGAGGAGGCGCAGACGGGCCUUGAGGCCGAGAAGGCGAAGAAGUUGGAGCGGGAUGCCGAGAGGGCGGAACGGAGGAGGAAGAGGGCGAGUAAGGCUGGCUUGCAGGCUGAUUCUGGACAGCCGGGUGGUGGUCCUGUCGAGCGGGAGGGGAAUGAGAGUUAG
Messenger RNA from Plenodomus lingam JN3, 1974 nucleotides. RefSeq lists its product as uncharacterized. Lineage: Eukaryota; Fungi; Ascomycota; Dothideomycetes; Pleosporales; Leptosphaeriaceae. Gene Ontology annotation, biological process: transmembrane transport. The record is from RefSeq and is a predicted model, not a curated record. Gene Ontology annotation, molecular function: transmembrane transporter activity. Gene Ontology annotation, cellular component: plasma membrane.